Asparagus officinalis (garden asparagus) is the source of this 1890-nucleotide messenger RNA. Its product is annotated as glucan endo-1,3-beta-glucosidase 13-like. Gene Ontology annotation, molecular function: hydrolase activity, hydrolyzing O-glycosyl compounds. The transcript is spliced from 4 exons. The coding region runs from base 196 to 1689 and encodes 497 amino acids. Gene Ontology annotation, cellular component: plasma membrane. The record is from RefSeq and is a predicted model, not a curated record. NCBI's taxonomy places the organism in Eukaryota, Viridiplantae, Streptophyta, Magnoliopsida, Asparagales, Asparagaceae. Gene Ontology annotation, biological process: carbohydrate metabolic process.
CUACACGCUACGUCAAUUCGUCCGUUUGCUCCUUUCCUCCCUCUGACGGCCUCGAGCUCAGCGCGAGAAACGACGGAACGGGAAUAUUACGGGGGCAUACUGGGAACACAGGAGAAACAUCACGAAGAAGGAGGAGGCGCAUUUUGGGAAGACUGGGCAAGAUUUUCGAAACCGGUUCUUUUUCUGGGAGCUUCAAUGGAGGGAAGAAGUCUCAUGGUUGCGGUUCCUUUACUCAUUCUCACUCUCUUCAGUGAGCUCUGCAAUGGAGGUUAUGUUGGAGUUUGCUACGGGAGAAAUGCCGAUGAUCUCCCAACCCCCGACAAAGUUGCUCAGUUGGUAAAGCUCCACGACAUCAAAUAUGUAAGGAUUUAUGACUCCAACAUUCAAGUCCUCAAAGCCUUUGCUAACACCGGAGUUGAACUCAUGAUCGGUGUCCCCAACUCCGAUCUGCUCGCAUUUUCUCAAUAUCAAUCGAAUGUUGAUACUUGGCUUAAAAACAGCAUUCUCCCCUAUUAUCCUGCAACUAUGAUCACUCACGUAACUGUAGGCGCUGAAGUCACUGAAAGCUCUGAUAACGUCACUUCCUUAGUUGUCCCUGCAAUGGUUAAAGUUCACUAUGCAUUGAAAAAGGUUGGGUUGCAUAAAAGGAUCAAAGUUUCAAGUACGCAUUCACUCGGGGUGAUGUCUCGUUCAUUUCCACCGUCAGCUGGUGCUUUUAAUAGCAAAUAUGCUUCAUUUCUAAAGCCCUUAUUGGAAUUUCUUGUAGAGAAUCAAUCCCCAUUCAUGGUGGAUCUCUAUCCUUACUAUGCCUAUAGAGAUUCUUCGAGCAAUGUGUCAUUAGAUUACGCACUAUUUUCAUCUACUCAAGGUGUUAUUGACCCAAAUACUGGUUUGGUUUAUACUAAUAUGUAUGAUGCUCAAUUGGAUGCUAUAUAUUUCGCGUUAAUGGGACUGAAUUACAAGACUCUGAAGAUUAUGGUUACUGAAUCUGGCUGGCCUAAUAAAGGAUCACCAAAAGAAACUGCUGCAACUCCUGAUAAUGCUCAAACCUACAAUACAAAUUUAAUUCGCCAUGUAAUUAAUGAUACUGGGACACCAGCUAAGCCAGGAGAAGAAAUCGAUGUCUACAUAUUUUCAUUGUUCAAUGAAAAUAGAAAACCCGGGUUGGACUCAGAGAGAAACUGGGGAUUAUUCUAUCCGGAUCAAACGAGUAUCUAUAGUCUUGAUUUGACUGGUAGAGGAAAUGUGGAUGUUGUUACUGGAGAAAAUGUUACAAGUACAAACGGGACUUGGUGUAUUGCUUCGAGUAAUGCUUCAGAGUUGGAUUUGCAAAGUGCUUUGAAUUGGGCUUGUGGGCCCGGAAAUGUUGAUUGUUCAGCGAUUCAGCCUAGUCAGCCUUGUUAUCAACCGGAUACUUUGAUUUCUCAUGCUUCGUUUGCUUUUAAUAGCUAUUAUCAGCAGAAUGGAGCUACUGAUGUUGCUUGUAGCUUUGGUGGUGCAGGGAUGAGAACUGAUAAAAACCCAAGCUAUGAGAACUGCAUUUAUCCAACUUCUGGUAGUAAAUUGCGCACUGCAAAUUCUACAAUAGCUGCUCUUUCACCUAUGCCACAGAGUGGCUCUCCUCCAACUCGAGCACUGGAGGCUCUGCUUCUUGUUUUGUGUCUUCUAUUUGGUCUAGUCAUACCCUAGGGUGUAAUUUAGAUGAGCUCGACGAUUUGCCUAAUUCAGUUCAAACUGUUUUUUGCUGAAGAUGAAAAGAUCAAUGGGAAGUGAGGGGGUAGAAAUGUGGAGAUGAGGAAAUUGUUGUUAUUGUGUAUAUCUGUUGUAAGACACAUUGGUGGUUUGAAUGGCUUGAAUGUAGAUCUUUUUGCUGGUUUCUCUUAUGACUUA